CAAUAUAUUUUCUUUUAUAAUUGAGUUUUAGGUAUGAGCACUGCAGAGAGAAAGUGAAAGAUCCAAAUUAGCAAAGCUUGCUUCAUCAGGCAUAAUCUCUAGCUGACACUACUGUCCCUUGGAGUUUAGAAUACAAGAAUUCUUUUCAAGAUAAAAAUUUGCAGGAAAAGUAAACUUGAUUAUUAUUGGAAAAAAACGGCCAAUCUACUCAAUCAUUUAGAAAAGAAUUUAUUUCUUUGGCUGGAUACAUUAGAAAAAGAAAUGGAUUGCAAAGAGUUAGCCAUCGACAUACCACUAGUCAUGGAGCCAGUCCAGUGGCCUGAGUGCUGCAUCUACCGGGUCCCCAAGAAGCUUCGUGAGGUAAAUAAUGAUGCCUACACUCCAAAGCUAAUUUCAAUAGGCCCUAUUCAUCAUGGGGUGUGUGAACUUCAUGCCAUGGAAAUGUUGAAACUAAGAUAUCUCAGGGAAUUCUGUUAUCGAACUAGGACAUGCCACAAGGAUAUUGCAGGCGUCAUUGAAACAAACGAAUUAAAGAUUCGUCGCUGUUAUGAAGAGAUCUUCGAUAUCAGCAGCGAAGAUUUUGUGAAAAUGGUUGUAUUGGAUUCAAUCUUUAUCAUUGAGCACUUCUUGAGGUCUGCUGCGAGUGAUGGGCUUUUUAAUAGGAGCCCUGCGUGUGGAGAAGAAGAAAGCUAUGCAAGUGAAGAAGAUGGAUGCUGCAAUGCGAGAGGAGAUGAAAAGGAUUGCAUAUUAAGUAAGCCAUUGCUAAGGAAACAUAUACAACAAGACUUGUUAUUACUUGAAAAUCAGCUUCCAUUUUUUAUCCUCGACGAGUUACACACACAAUUUUCCAAGUCUGAACAAAACAAAUGUAUUUCCUUUCUUAAGCUUGCCCGUGGUUACUUUUUCUCAUCUUUUGAGAAAAAAACAAAGAUUGAUAAGAAGAAUGUAAAACAUUUUACUGAUUUUAUGAGAUAUUUCUACUAUCCUUCGGACUUUAAAAGCACUGGACAACCUAUUGAAACCCUUCAUAAUGCAAAAAAGCUGGAUGAGGCAGGAGUGAUAUUCAAGAAGGCUGAUGGGAGAAUGUUACUUGAUAUACGAUUCAAGAAGAGUAACCUUACGGAAAUAUUUCCUUGCUUCACUUGCUCAUGGCUCUUGCGUUGCUUACCGUUCUUGAAACGCUUUCCGUGCUUGGUGAAUACUCAAACUUUCUUAGAAGUCCCACGCUUGGAGGUACAUGACGAAACUGAAAGCAUUUUCAGAAAUCUCAUGGCCUUGGAGCAGUGCCACUAUCCAUUUGAAGCUUACAUAUGCAAUUAUAUGGUGCUAUUGGAUUUUCUUACCAACACUAGAGAAGACGUGGAGUUGCUUGUUGAGAAAGGGAUUAUUGUUAACAAGUUGGGUAGCAAUAAAGCAGUUGCCAUUAUGGUUAAUAAACUUGGCCUUGAAAUAGAGCAAAAGGGAUCCUGUUACCUAAAACUCGCUCAACAGCUUAAUGGGUACUAUGCCAACGAUUGCAAUCGUAAUAUGGGAUCCUUGAGAACAAUAUAUUUUGGUGAUAUUUGGAGAGGCACUGCAACUUUUAUAGGGACAAUAGUCCUGCUUGUAACUAUCUUGAAUUUCCUUAGGCCUUUUUUCUACAAGAUUAAUAUUUAAUUAUUUUUAUUGUGAUAUUGUCAACUAGUUGUAAGUUUGCAUGGCAUUGCUUGUAGUUGGUUUCGAAAUUGCCAAUAUGU
Molecule: messenger RNA, 1736 nt
Organism: Quercus lobata
Lineage: Eukaryota; Viridiplantae; Streptophyta; Magnoliopsida; Fagales; Fagaceae
Product: putative UPF0481 protein At3g02645
Exons: 2
Coding region: 262-1656 (464 amino acids)
Source: RefSeq, a predicted model, not a curated record